Molecule: messenger RNA, 2100 nt
Organism: Aspergillus terreus NIH2624
Lineage: Eukaryota; Fungi; Ascomycota; Eurotiomycetes; Eurotiales; Aspergillaceae
Exons: 3
Coding region: 1-2100 (699 amino acids)
Molecular function (GO): protein binding
Source: RefSeq, a predicted model, not a curated record
AUGACCAAGCCAAGUCCAGCACCGCACAUCCUGCAUCUCCCAGAUGAACUGCUGCUGCAAAUUGCCCAUGAUCUCUCACUCGCCACGCUCAAUUCGCUGAUCAAAACAUGCCGGCGCGCGUUCAAGAGCCUCACCCACCAGCUCUACGCCCGAGCGCUCCGAGACGAGCCCCGCCGCCGAUCUAAUGGCCACCCGUCCCUUGCUAGCAAGAUCGGUCGCAUCGGGAGUCCAAACGCCGUGCAUCACUGCAUGGAACACCGGUUCCUAGGCGAUGAAGAGGGCCGGGUGUUCUGGGCCGAGUGUCUGCGCGAGGCGGCAGCAAAUGGGCACGCUGACGUGGUGCGGCGUCUGCUAGACGCGGGUGUCGAGCCCGACAGACCAUCAGGGAGUCCCAUCGCAUGCAGACCAAUUUUCACAGCAGCCGAAAACAACCACGUUGAUAUCGUGGAGAUGUUGUUGGCGGCCGGCGUGCAACUUGGUCCGCCGGACGACGUGAGAGACUGUCCGCUCUACGCGGCAAUGGUGCGAUCGCCCCGUCCGAAUAUGGCCUUGGUCCAAAUGCUUCUUGAACAAGGGAGUUACCCGACGGCUCAUAUUACUACUUUGCUCUACGCUGUGGCUGGUUCUGGCAGAGCGGACAUGGUGGGGCUCAUGCUCGAUAUCGGGGCGGAGAUUGACGCGCGCGACGCAGAGGGACGGACGCCGCUGUGUCUGGCGAUCGAGCAGGGUCACUACGACACGAUCAGAAUGCUCCUACGACGUGGCGCGAGUGUCACAAAUGUGGAUGAUAGAGGAGCCACGCCGCUCUGUCUCGCGGUCGAAAACAAGGAGACAAACACUGCGGCUGUUGUCAAGCUUCUCGUGGAGCACGGGGCGGAUCCCAAUGAGCGAUACCAAGACGACCACACGCCACUGCAUGUAGCGACCAACGUCGACGGGGGCAAGGGUGAGAUUGUCCUAGCUCUGCUUGAACUUGGUGCCGACUGGCGCGUCACAAGGGGCGACGGGAGUCUGCCCCCGUUGCUGAAUGCAAUGCAGAGUUGCAGCGAACCGUGUGGCAGUAUCCAGCAUCUGAUUGACUAUGGCGCCGCCAGUUAUCCACUACACUACACACCCGGUCUGCUGUACUGGGCGGCGAGCUUGGGCUACGACGAUAUCGUAAAGCGAUACAUAGAACACAUGGGAGACGUUGAAGCAGGCUUUGUCAACGACCGGCAAAGUCCCACCAGGGUGAUAUUCCGAGCCGUGGCGAGAGGCCGCGAAGCGCUGCUAAAGAUGAUCCUACCGUUCGUAACCGACGUCGACUGGAAAAGCCGGAUGCACGGGUCCGCCGUCACAGAGGCUGCACGCAUUGGGGUCGGAGGAGUCUCUUCGGCUGGAAGCUGCAUGUGUCGGAGGGUGCCGGAUAUUGACGUUAUUAAUUCACUCAGCGAAACGCCAUUGAUAGUCGCUUGCCAGGAGAACCGCGUCGAGGUAGCCGAGGAGCUUCUGAAGCGCGGCGCAGACAUUGAGGCCAAGCACAUUCCUUCCAAGCGGACGCCGCUGACUAUUGCCUGUGAAAUGGGGUUUGAGCAGCUGGCCAGAAUGCUGCUCGCCCACGGGGCCAAUCCGUACUCCCAAUACUACGGCCGGCCAAACAUCGCCAUUGCUGCAUCCCAUGGACACACUGGUAUUGUGAAGAUGUUGAUUGAGCACGGCGUGCCAGUAGAUCUGACCAGCAACAUCCUACAAACGCCGCUGAUUGUGGCGGCCAAGACAGGGCAUGCAGAGGUUGUCGAUGCUCUUCAUGGGGCAGACGUUGACCAUGUCGACAUCACAGGCCGAAGUGCACUUUCGUACGCUGCCGAGGUCAAGGAAGGACGUACUAUCCAGUGCCUGCUGGAAAGAGGAGCAGACCCUGACUUGCUUGAUGUUCAGGGACGGAGUCCGUUGAGUUGGGCUGUGCUCGCAGGUAAUAUUGAUGGGAUAACUAUACUCGUCGAUGCUGGGACAGACAUCGCCAAAGGUGAUAAGAAAGGCCAUACUCCGGUUGGCCACGCAAUGAGGCUGAGAGAUGAAAAGGCCAUUAAGAUCUUAUACCAGAGGUACUCUAAGUGGUGA